This is a messenger RNA of Triticum aestivum (bread wheat), 1846 nucleotides long. RefSeq lists its product as uncharacterized. The coding region runs from base 90 to 1109 and encodes 339 amino acids. The record is from RefSeq and is a predicted model, not a curated record. NCBI's taxonomy places the organism in Eukaryota, Viridiplantae, Streptophyta, Magnoliopsida, Poales, Poaceae. The transcript has 8 exons.
UCUUCGCUCGCAUUGCUCCCCGUCAGAAACCCUAGAUCAGAUCCAGGACGAAUGGCCGAUACCGUAGUUCCGAUUCUGGAGACGACAGGAUGGAUAUUGCGUCCCCCAAAGAACAUGAUGAUGAAAGUGAGUAUUUUGCUUCAUGGGUAGUUAGGAAGCAACUAUACCCGGAGACUGUCAACUGGAUACCGCCGGUUCGGAUCUUCCGGUACACAGCUAUCUUUGAGGAGGCCUGGGGUUGGGACCGGCUACUGCCACAUACCAGUGUUCCGAUCCCCACGUAUUUGGAGUACCUGACGGAGUAUCACAAGCGCAAUCGCAUGGAUUACGUUGCUGCUGCCGCUGGCAACUCAAAACCUGAAGACUGGCCGCUCAAAUACCGAGCAGUGAAUAAUGAUACCCAAUUCGACCCGGAUGCGUCACUUGUAGAUGCCGCCCAGUUUUGUCUGAAAAUGGAGGAGCGUUUCAUGUUGGCAUGGAAUAACAAACGCGUCCGCAAUGUGAAACAUCUGAGCCAAUUGAUACAGGAGCGAGCCCGUGCCAUCAUCUCCACUAGUGAAGAAUUCUCUGAAACUGCUGCUGCUAGCUUGGUGUGUAUCUCCAAUGAGGCUGUUUUGGCGUCUGAGCUUCUGCACCGUUGGGCUAAAUCCACUGACGAGGAAAUCAGAUUAUGCAACCUCAUCCGCCACUGUGCACUGAAUUUAAUGCACAUUACUGGGCCUGAAUCUGCUGCCUCCAUUGCUGCCAUGGUGGGUGUUGCUAAGGAGGCCAGGCUAAUGUGCCAGUGGAUGGGGCAAACAAAGAAACUUUAUGCCUACCGCUCUUACAAUCAUCCACCCCAUGAGAUGUAUCUUUGCGACAUGAUCCGUGAGGCCGUCCUUAAGGUUAUGAGCCACGUACUGAACAAUUACUCAAGGGGCAACAAUACUUACAUGGUAAUGGAUUUUCAAAAGAAGAACAGGAAGCGAAAGACCAAGGUGGAAACCUCAGAUGACGAGUUAUCACAGGCGUCACUUGAUGAACAGGCGCCACUUGAUGAACGGUCACCAAAAGCCAAUGCGGUAACCUUAAAUGAGAAGUAUCACAGACGGUCUUUCCUCCUGUUGUAAACAAAACUGGCAUCCAGAUUGAACAGGCGCCACUUGGUGAACGAGAGAAGUACAUUGUUGAGCUGGAAAGGAAGUUGAGUGAAAGGGAUAGAGAAUUGGAAGCUUUGAAGUUUGAUCAUAAAAAGGUAAAUCUCUUAACUCUUAUGUUCUGCACUAUUGACAGUGAGUCUCAAUGAUUUUUUGUUAGCAUUUGUGUGCAAGUCAGGCAGGAUCUUCUUGCAGUGCAGACGAAAGAGCUUGCAAAAGACAGGUACGUCUGUUGCCUUUUGGUGCUUUCCCCUCGAAAAGGAAAUUCACAGUUCAGAUUAGUUGUGCAGCUUAUAUACCUUAAUAGUUUAAAGUAUCCAGAGCUGUGGUACUGGGAAUUAUGAAGUUGGCUGUUGUUGUGAUAACCUUGCUAUGUAUGUUUUUGGACAAAAUGAACCAACACACCGCAUGUUAGUUUUGAGGUAUAACCUUGCUGAAGAAUGAUGAUUGUAGUGCCAUGGAGCGCGAAGCGAGGAUGCUCAGGGAGAACACCUACUUUGAUGUGGAUCUGUGCAGCGGCGGACGAUGCUACCGCAAGCUGAUGGUGCCUGGGCUUAGUGGAGGAUGUUUGGGACCUUGUUUGUGCGUUUUAUCUUCAGCUCUGAGCAUCCCCUUUCUUUCAGACUUUAUUCUCUAUUGCUGGUGUCGUCGGCUUUUCGCCCCAUAACAAUUGUUUUGAUGGUGAGCAUUUGCAGUGGGUUUCCUUGUGA